Cryptococcus deneoformans JEC21 is the source of this 3636-nucleotide messenger RNA. RefSeq lists its product as hypothetical. Gene Ontology annotation, biological process: peptidyl-threonine phosphorylation; actin filament organization; protein autophosphorylation. Bases 287 to 3514 code for a protein of 1075 amino acids. Lineage: Eukaryota; Fungi; Basidiomycota; Tremellomycetes; Tremellales; Cryptococcaceae. The record is from RefSeq and is a predicted model, not a curated record. The transcript is spliced from 8 exons. Gene Ontology annotation, cellular component: cytoplasm. Gene Ontology annotation, molecular function: ATP binding; protein serine/threonine kinase activity.
CCACCCCCAGCAGCACCCCCCGCCCCCGCAGCGCCACAAGGGCACCCUCCAUCCGGGCCAGAUAGUGGAUGUGGGCCAGUGCCACGUCAGGAUAGAGCGCUAUCUCUCAGAGGGCGGGUACGCACACGUCUACCUCACCACCUCGGACACGCCCAUCUACCCCCCCGGCAGGAGCGCCGAGAAGAAGGGACGAUGGGGCGACAAGGGCUACACCCAGCACUGUCUCAAGAGAAUAGCAUUCCAAGACGACUCGGUCUGGGUGGACGUGAAGAAGGAGAUCGAGGUCAUGAAAUCACUCCCGCCGAAUUCCCAUCUGGUGCAGUAUCUUGGCUCGUCGCAUACACGUUCUCCUGCAGGACAGCAUGAAGUGUUUAUCCUCAUGGAGUUUUGCGCUGGCGGCGGUAUCAUCGAUCUUCUCAACAAGCGACUGCGGGACAGGUUAAAAGAAAUUGAGAUUCUCAAUAUCUUCACUGAUGUCUGCGAAGCUGUCGCUGCCAUGCACUCACUCAAACAACCUCUCUUGCAUCGGGAUCUCAAGAUUGAAAAUGUCCUUUCCCAACCCAUCAAUAUCCCGCCAACCCCUCAGCGACCCACCUCACUCAUCUUUAAACUAUGCGACUUUGGCUCUACAACUUUCCCAGCCGACAGGCCGCCCCAAACAAAGCUUGAAGCUGACGCGCUUGCUAUGGACCUGAACCGGCAUACAACCUUGCAAUACAGGAGUCCAGAGAUGGUGGAGCCAAUGUUGGGUCUUCCUGUCGGACUUCCGAGCGAUGUCUGGGCCCUCGGCUGUUUGCUGUACAAGCUUUGCUACUACACAACUCCCUUCGAGGAGCACGGACCGUUGGCAAUCGUGAACGCCAAGUAUACUUUCCCGCCUAUGCCGCAGUACUCUCCCCGACUUCAGCAUCUCAUCGCCUCCAUGCUAGUAGAGCAGCCUGCCCGGCGGCCCACAGUUUUUGAAGUCCUGCGCGUCGCACAUGAAAUGAGCGGCACGCGACCAGAAGUUGAUUAUCCUAUAACGUUAAAGUCGCUACCCAUUCCCGCCCAGCCUCGUCCCACUAAACCUCAGUCACAUUCUUCCAAUAACCUCCUGGAUUUUACAGGUUCUCCAUCGUCCAUGGGCAAAUCACCGUCAUUACAGCCAUCACUGGCCUCCACUGUGCAGCCGCAGAGAAGAGGACGACCUACGCGAGAUACUGCCAGGGAGAGCCCUAGACCAACAGCAGUACAAACCCAGCAGGCGCGAUGGCAGCAAUCUCCGGUGCAACAAGCCCAGCAAAAGCCUCAAAUGACGUCCGGUUCGGCAAAUGUCAGAGCACCGUCGAGACUGCAUAUCACGGGAGAGAGCGCCUCGCUGUCUUCCGGAAGCGCGCCGUUGUCCACCACAUCGCCACCUCCAGUUGAUGCUUUUGGAAUGCCUAUAGUGUCUUCUACGCAGCCGACCGCUACAGGCUUUGGUGAUUCGUUUGGCGCUGGCGCCUCUCUAGUCAGGCCAACUGGGACCACAGGAUCUAGUCAACAAAGUCAGAGCCGAUACGGUUCCAACUUUAUCAAGCGUCCUACCGGUUUUGGCGAUUCCUUCGGGUCCGGUAUCACCCGCACUCCAUCCAUUUCUUCUCGAUCAUCCGCCCCAGUCAAGCGUGUCCCGUCAGGUGCGACGACGGUGAUCUCAAAGCAACAUUCUCCAGCAGUAUCGCACAAAUCGCCCGAGCCUCCAUCCGCCGGCGUAGUACCCGAAGGAGACCUUUCUUUCGAGAGCCGUUUCCCUUCCAUCGAGACUCUCAACAGUGAAGCCACCCUUAGCCCACCCGAAAAGCUCAUUUCACCCGUCGUCUCGCCUCCUUCCUCCUCCGACAACGCCAACACGACGCCUGGCAGUACCACCACCGCCCGCGGUGCGGCCUCUUAUUUCGGCGCACUUCGUCCUCGGCCUUUGGUCAACAGCAGGCCGUCCAUGUCUCGUAAUCUCACUGGCGGCCAUACGAGGGUUCCCGAUGAAGAUGGCCAGACCAUGCAGGGAGAAGCCGAGAAGCAUGGACAUGUCCAUGUCCAGCCGAGGUCGACCCAGGUGACAGGUACGGCAUUUAGGGGUCAAGUAUCCGGCCUGGCGCCCAAUUUGGCUCAAGGGGGGGGGAGAGAAGGUAGAGGCUACUACCACGGUGAAGAAGAAGAUGCGGAACGCGAGCGACGAGAAGAAAUGAUGAAGAGGGGAAAUGGAGAACAAGGGGAAAAGUGGAAUGUGUCUGAGAAGAAGAUUGAUAAAAAGACGAUUACGACGCCUGAAGAUCUCAUGGGCAGCGAAGAGACGGGUUCGCUGCGAAUUCCCAGCAUCGUCCCCGUCCGGUCGAUUUCCCCAGCGUCUGCAACCAGCGCCGCCAUGUCCGCCACAAGCGCAAUGAACAGAGGACCGCCCCCUCUUGAUAUUGACGCGGCCAAGACUGGCGGCGGCACCAACAUCUUGUCGGACAACUGGUCGCCGCUUGCGGAAAUGAGGAAGAGAGAUGUGGCCGAGAGGGCGGAAGCAGCGGUACGGAAGAAGGAAGCAGAGGCUGAAAGGGCACAGUUGGAGAGACAAAACGCGGCCGACCAGCCGCCAUUUAUUGACGAUGGAAAGCUGAAAUCGCCAAAAUCGGCGGCAUCUACUGUCCAGCCUACAGUCGCCCCCAGUGAAGCUGUCUCGCCCGAACCUAUAAAGUCGACGACUCUACCCGCCCCCACCUCUCGGCUGGAACCAUCCACCGGGCAAGUCUCCCAGCGCAUCCCUUCACGCGAACGAGCCCGCCCACAAUCAAUGUUCCUUCCCAGCACCUCAUCCAAUUCAGUACCCUCCCGAAGCUCAUUGCUGUCUCCCCCGCUGCGUAGCGAGCCUUCCUCUUUACUUCCUUCUUCUCAAUCCCCGCCCAAAACAUCCAUCUCGUCCCCUUCACGACCUAGCCAAGGACACCAGAAAAAGGAUUCGAUCAAUGGAAUGGUUUCCAAAUACGAAUCUAUAAGCAUUGGUAAACCGGGCGAGGAUACGAACAAGAGGUCUGUUCGUCAACAUGUGCCUAAACCCAGUGAGGGUACGAACGCUUUAGCAAGUAAACCUUUUGUGGCCAGCAAACCUGUAGGUUUGCGAAAACCCAGUGCCGACUUGGACAACUCUGCGCCUGUCAAUACGACUACUGCUCGGAAUGAGCCGGCCAAUCCGACAAAACCUAGAGUCGCAUCCAAACCAAGCACCUUUAGGCAAGAUCCAGGAGUGGGCGUUGGUUAUAUUCGACCAGGUAUGUCGGCCAAUCCGUCCGUCAGACCGAACCCCGUCGUGUCCACAUCGUUCAACAGCAGCAAUCCAGACCAUCGAGGAAAGGAGGAUGAGGUGGUUGAAAAGGACAGUCUGAAGAGCGCUGUCGGAUCAUCUCCUGAGAAGCAGCAGCCUGUCAACCUUCUCAUUCAAAGAUGGAACAAGGGGGAGGUUAAUAAUGCGUCAGGAAAUGCUGCUGCGAAAUUUAAAAAGGGCGGAUAUAUCUAAAGACGUUUUUUUUUUGAAUUCUUUCUUGGCCGUUGAUAUGUGCUGGGUGAUUGUAACUUUCAAGGCGUGUUUGACGUUUGACGUUAUAUAGGAGGGGGCACGUACUGUGUAUGCACUUUACA